Molecule: messenger RNA, 2670 nt
Organism: Penicillium mononematosum
Lineage: Eukaryota; Fungi; Ascomycota; Eurotiomycetes; Eurotiales; Aspergillaceae
Exons: 5
Coding region: 1-2670 (889 amino acids)
Molecular function (GO): 6-phosphogluconolactonase activity; protein binding
Source: RefSeq, a predicted model, not a curated record
AUGAAGCAUCAUUUGAUGGUCGGUACCUGGACCGCCCCCGGGCGCAUCUAUACCGUGCAAUUUGACGAUGAUGCCCUCACGCUAGAAUUGGUCAAAAAGACCGAGAUCCCAGAAGCGGAACCAAUCUCAUGGAUGACAUUUUCUCACGAUAAGAAGGCGAUAUAUGGCGCAGCUAUGAAGAAGUGGAACAGUUUCGCCGUCAAUAGCCCGACAGAGAUCGUUCACCAAGUGUCGCACCCAGUUGCUGGUCACCCUCUGGCUCCCAGCAGCGAAACCAACACUCGUGCUAUCUUCGUGCUUGCCGCCCACAAGCCUCCCUACAAUGUUUACGGCAACCCUUUCUACAACCACGCCGGUUACGGCAAUGUGUUUUCCGUGAAGCCCGACGGAGGUCUGGAUCGCAACAUCCAGAACUACGAAUAUCUUCCUAACACAGGUAUCCAUGGCAUGGUGUUCGACCCCACGGAGACAUACUUGUACUCCGCCGAUCUCACAGCCAACAAGAUUUGGACGCACAUCAAGGAUCCAAAGACGGGCGAAUUGGCACUGGUGGAUUGCCUCGACGCUCCUGAUGCGGGCGACCACCCCCGCUGGGUUGAGAUGCACCCGAGCGGCAAGUACCUAUACGCGCUGAUGGAGGCGGGCAAUCGACUGGCAGUCUACGUGAUCGAUGAGCGCACCCACAAGCCAGUAUUCACUCACAUCACGUACCCGUUACUGCCUUCCGGCCUUCCCCCGCGCAACAAGUAUCGCGGAGAUGUGACUUUUUGCACCAAGGGUGGAGAAUACCUUUUCGCCACUACUCGCUCAAACCAUUUCGACGUGACUGGCUAUAUCACUGCGUUCAAGCUCGGCCCACAUGGUGAGAUCGAGCGCCAGCUCUUCAUCAACCCUACCUCGACCAGCGGUGGUCACUCCAACGCCGUCAGCCCCUGUGACUUCAGUGAUGAGUGGCUUGCACUAUGUGAUGACCAGCUUGGAUUUGUUGAGAUGUACCGCUGGCGUGACGAGAAGCUGGCACGCGUCGCGCGUGUGGAUAUCCCCGAGCAAGGAUUUGUCUUCAUUAUGCCUACUCCAGGUCUUCUCUAUGUGACAAUGCAGCCGAAGGGCUCGCUGCCGGACACCCAGUUCCACGACUGGUACAAUACUGAACAUGGACCUCUGCGUCUGCGAUUGCCCUUUGUCACUAAUGGCUUUCGCUUCCGUGCCACCGAUGGAGAGCAGCCUGAAUAUGUGGCUUUGUACGAUAUUACCGACAUGGACGAGUUGACCCGCAAGACCUACUUGGAUCUAAGAACCGAUUUGAUUAAGACUGAGCGGGAGAAGAAAACCAUGGCCCAAAUCGAUGUCGGCCGUUUACUGUACGAUCUAGUCGAUGAGCGCACCAGCCCCAACUUCCGCCCGCUAGAAGAUCAAGCCGAUACAGAUGCCGAGACCCCGGGUAGCGUCCUUAUCGCCGUCCGAGUUGCCACUCACCCAGACCCCGCCAAACAAGCCGACCUGGACAAAUGGUACCGGGAGGAACAUUUCGAGAUGCUCUCCCGUGUGCCUGGAUGGCGCCGGAGUCGCCGUUUUGUCACAGCGGCGAUCGAUCCCGCCGCCCCGCGCGAAUCGCUGGCUCUCCACGAGUAUGCCCCCGUUAAUGGCCUUGGAGGCGAUGCCCACAAGGCCGCCAUGAAUACGCCGUGGGGUGCGCGUCUCAUGAGCGAGGUGGUCACCUCUAAGAAGCGUCGCGUAUAUGAGUGGUACUACACCUUCGGCCCUGCUCCCCGUGAACUCACUGCGCUAGCUGCCCCGGAUGUCGUUGGGCCCUGGAACUCAAAUGAUGGCCGUACUCGCACAUUUCCCUCGGCCACCCGCCCGGCUGUCGAGUCGUUCGUCACUACUUCUGAUGGUGUUGAAAUACCGUACCGCCUGGAGGGUAGCACGGACCCCUACGCGCCUGUCGUCGUUCUGAGCAACUCCAUCCUGGUCAACUGGAACAUCUGGGAUCGUUUUGUGGACGCCUUCUUUGCUCAUCAGCAGAACCAGCGUUACCGUGUCGUGCGCUAUUUGACUCGAGGCCGACACUCCCAAAGUGGCCUUGCGUGUGCCUCCAAGGCCGCUCGUUUGAUCGGUGUCAGUCUGGGUGGUGUGACCGUUUUGAACACUGCUCUUCUGCACCCGGAGCGGGUUGGGGCCUUCAUCGCUUGCGACACCAACUCUUCCGCUCCCGAAUCCAACCGCAAGGCAUGGGGUGACCGUGUCGCCAUUUGUGAGAAGGAAGGAUCUACCGAUCCAGAUACCAAGGAGCCCAUUGUCGGCGAAGAGUUGGCCGAGCUAACCACCCGUCGCUGGUUCGUGCCGGAAUCAUACCAGACCCAGCCCGAGGUCCUUGCGCCCGUCAAGGAGGCGGUGCGCACCAACAGCUUGAAGGGAUUUGCCCAUAGCGUGCAGGCCCUCUGUGCCUACGAUAUCCGGGAGCGUAUGGCUGCUGCCACUGUACCAGGUCUGUUCGUCGCCGGAGCCAACGACGGUGUCCUGCCCCAGACAAUGCAGAAGAUGGCCGCAGAUCUACGUGGUGGCGCUGAUCUCAAGAUCAUCGACCGUGCUGGCCAUCUGCCUAUGGUGGAGCAGCCUGUGGCAUUCGCGGAAGUUGUGACUGAGUUCCUCAGCAAAAUAGAUGGUUGA